GAGAGAACAUGGCCGAUCUGUCAGAGGACCGAUGAGGAAAAGACAAGACCAGAUUCAAAGCCAGUCGCUUUCGCGUCGUUUCUGCUCUCACCUCAUCGCCGCGGACGAUAAUUUAGAAGAUGAGCGGGCUGCCCGACGGAACGGUAAACGGCCCUACCCAGAGUAACCACCUUGGGAUAGAUGCUCAGGUUUGGGAGAGACCCUGGAGUCUCGAAGAGAUCCGCCAAACCAGUGCAAAUUGGUCCCUGGCAGCAGACUCAGGGCUCUUCCUGUUCCUGCAAGACUUCUCCCAGAGAAUGCUUUCAAAGACCCAUGAGAUCGAAAAGCAGCUGGAUGGUCUUAUUCGUGACACAAAAGCCACAGACAGCUGCUUGCACUCCGUUUUUAAUGACUUCCUCAUGCUUUCCAACACACAGUUCAUAGAAAAUAGAGUGUAUGAUGAAGAGGUGGAAGAUACUGCACCCAAAGCUGACACUGUGGAGAAGCAGCCUGAGCAAGAGAAGACCCGAGAGCAGAAAGAGGCAGAGUUGAUUCCUAAGAUGCAGGAAGCGGUGAACUUUGGUCUGCGGGUGCUCGACUCUGCAUUUGAGCAGUUGGAUAUCAAAGCAGGAAACUCGGACUCGGAGGACGAAGAGGCCACAGACAAACUGGAGGCCAUAUUGGAACCCAAGGACCUUUAUGUGGACAGGCCGCUACCAUACCUUAUUGGCUCCCAGGCUUUCAUGGAGCAAGACGAUGUUGGACUUGGUGACCUCUCCAGUGAUGACAUGUCCAUUGACAGUGAUCAAGACAGUGUAAUUGAGAGCGAAGACAGUAAAGACGCCAUUCAGUCAGAUGAGGAGUUCGGUCAGGAGGAUGAGGAUCACAGCAGUGUUAAGAAGAAGUCGUCUGUGCUAAAUUAUGAGGAGGAGGAAGAAGACGAGGAGGAGGAUGAAGAUUCUGACAUAUUUGGAGAGUCAGACAAAGAGGAUGAUGAAGAUGACAGAAAGAACAGAGGCUCAUCGUCAUUUGCUGAUGAGCUUGCAGCCCGCAUCAAAAGUGAACCAGUUGGCAAGCAGGAUGAAGAUCGCACAUCAUUGACAUCUAAGAAGAAAGGUAAAGGCAAGAAAGAGCCAAAGCCUGCAAGGCCAGCCGCAGCUGAAGAUGACAGCGAUGAUAUGUUUAAACCACCCAAGAUGGAGGAUGAUGACUUCUCUCCAUUUGGAGGCAAAAGCGGCCUCUUCAGUGGAGGGAAAGGCCUGUUCGACGAUGACUUUGAGGGGGAUCUUUUCUCUGAGGCACCGAAACCUCCCAUGUCCGAAGAAAAAACAAAAAGCACCACUCUAACAUCAAAAUCUAGCCAGCCGGGAAAGAAGAUUCCAUCAGGCGCUGUUUCAGUACACCCAGAUAACGGCCUCUUUGGUUCAGACAAUGAGUCCGAUUCAGUUAGAAGCAAGAAGAACGGGACUUCAGUCCAACCAAAAGUGGCAGCCGCGAAACGGGUCCCAACGGGAGUUGGUGGGCUGUUUGACGAAGAUGAUGACGAGGAUGACUUCUUCAGUGACAAAAGUGUGAAAAACUCCUGCUCAGUGUCUGGGCAGGAGACAUCCAAACCAAAGAAGACUGUGGAUCUUUUUGCCGAAGACGAUGAGGACAGUGAGGUUGUGGACAUAUUCAGUGAGAACUCCAGAGCCGAGACCAAGAAGGAGGUAGAGGACAAGCAAGCUAAACCCCCUGAGAAGAAGAUGCCAGCAGGAGCAGUAUCUUUGUUUGGAGCAGAUACUAAGAGCAUCCUCACCGAGGGCCUGAGAAAACGCCAGCCAUCUACCAGUGAGGAGUCAGAAGAGAAUGGGCCUCCUCCAGAUGUCGUGAAGGUCCCUGCUAAGCAGAUUCAGAAACCCCAGACCAGAGGCCUUUUCUCAGAUGAUGAAGAUUCACAAAUGUUUCCAACCAUCCCUAAGAGCCAGUCUAAGCCCGAAUCCACAAGCCAGGCCAAAGUCAGCAAAGCUCCUCUUUCCAUAUUUGAUGACGAUGAUGAAGAGGAGGAUCUGUUUGCAUCUGUAGCAAAAUCCAAACCAAAACCCACCCAAGGUAAAGCUUCCACACCGCAGCCUAAGACUUUACCUAGCUCCCUCUUCAGUGAUGAUGAGGACCAGUGGUUGAGCUCCAAACCCAGUGAAGGAAAGCCAGCAACCAAGGCUGGAGGAAUGAAGCCAAGUGCCAGUGCCCCCUCCACCCUGCCCAGUGGUAAAACAUCCCAGAAGGGCUGCCUCUUUGACGAUGACGAAGAUGAUGACCUUUUUGCAACAAAACAGUCAAGUCAGAAGAAGCCUCAGAGAGUUGCUCUCUUAUUUGAAGAUGAGGAUGAUGAGGACAAGGGAUCCCUGUUUGGUUUCAAACCUGCUGCCAGCACCACUGCUGUAGCCCCAGCUGCGAAAACCUCCCUCGUGGCCUCCCCAGCCCUGUCACUGUUUGACUCGGAGCAGCCAGAGGAGGUGGAAGCCUCUCGGAGAGUAGAAGAUGGCGAGCCUUUCGAGCAGGAGACGUCAACGGCCAAGAGCCCUGAGGCGCAAGCCCCUUCCUCACCAUCAGAGGGCGGCGAGACUAAACGAACGCCUGUGGGAGCUGUCAGCUUGUUUGGAGGCGCCAAUGUGUUGGCCAACGAGCAGACCAAGAGCGCACUGGGGGAGGUGGUCAAAGACGAUGAACUGCUGUCUAAGGAUGACACAUCACUUCCCAAGAAGAAGGAGGAGGAGGAGGAGAAGAAGGAAGAAAGAGUAAAAGCAAAGACUGUCAGUCUUUUUGAUGAUGAGGAAGAGGAGGAGGAGGAAGAUGAUGCUGACUGGAACGCUUCCAUUUCUGUAACCAGUAAACCCGGUGCCAGAAGCACACUCAAGCCUGCAGAGGAGCGGCCACGCACAAAGAGCACGGGUGUGUUCCAAGAUGAGGAGCUGCUGUUCAGUCAGACGCAGCAGAAGGACAAUGACCCAGAUGUAGACCUCUUUGCCACCUCAGGAAAAGCUGCGAGUACCAAGCCCACCACGGUGACACCAGAUGCAACCAGUCUGUUCGCUGAUGAUGACGGGGACGACUUCUUCAGUUCCGUCAAGCCCAAAGCUCCACCUCCGAAAGUGGCAGAAAAACCCAGCAAACCUAAAGACAAAGCACCUCUGAAACUCGAAAGCUCUGAAUUGGCAACAGGAAGUGAGAAACCUGCAUCGAGCCCCGUAAAACCCAAAGAGCCCUCAUCAAGAGUUGGAAAACUUCAAGCCAGCCUGGUGAUCAAUCCCAGUGCUUUGCUUCCUGGUGCUGUGCGGAAUAUCCCAGGGGCUGUAGGUGUACUCCCAGGCUUAGCACCUGGUUCCUCGUCGGGGGUGUCCAGCUCGAGCCUGACUCCCAGCCCUGUCACUAACCCCUUGGGAUCCCAGGCGGGCAGCGAGGUGGGGGUCAGCUUUGACUCUCCAGUCACGGACAUCACUACAUUGCAGAGUGCGAACAGGAGUCGUACCAAAGGUUCUGUGCACCGGAGGCCCCAGUCUAGAACAGCCAGGCAGUUGGCAGCCCAGAGAUCUGUGGAGAGAACGGAAGAGAGCUGGGAAGACGACAGGCUGAGGUCAAACCCGAGUCUGUUUGAUCAAACCUUGCGUAACCCAGGCCAUGCUAGCCAGACCCUGACCAGUUCAGCACCGCUUAACUCUGCUACAACCACUUUGCCUGAAUCCGGACCUUCUCUACCUUCUUUGACUGAAGUGUCCUCUAGACCCUCUGACCUUACAUUGCCAGUGUCUACAAACAAUGAAAAGAAAGACUCUCCUAAAGAGAGCAGUAGCGCUCGACUACCACUGUCGUCUGACGAGGAUGACCUGUUUGGCUCUGACAGCCUCUUUGGUGCCACCCAAAGCACUAAGCCUACCGCGCCCUCCUCCAAGCACAUAAAUAAAGCGUCACAAGAUCAGGCCAGUGGUGGUACAACAAUAAAGAAAGAGAAAAGUACACUUCCCUCCAUUUUUGAUGACCCUGAGGACAACCUUUUCCAGAAGGUCAAGCCAAAAUCAACUACAAACAAAGCCAAGGUCUCCUCCUUCAUGGUAGAUGACGAUGAUGAAGAAGACCUCUUUGGAAUGAGCAACAGCUCCACCCCAGUAUCCAGAGCCAGUAAGGAUACUGAGACCAGCGGUGGUUUUACCAAGAAGGACAUCUUCCAGAAUGAAGUAGCCACAGCACCUAAAGCGCACAAGAAGCAAAAAGAUAAGCCCCUCGAUGCCAGCUUAUUUGAUGACAACGUCGACAUUUUUGCUGACCUGACAACCUCUUCAAGACCAAAAGAGAAGAUCAGGAAGAAGAUGGAGACCAAGUCCAUCUUCGAUGAUGACAUGGAUGACAUCUUCUCAUCAAGUACAGUAAAACCAGUGACAAAGGCUCCCACUAAAUCUAAGAAAACCCCGCCCUCCCACGACAGCAGUGCAGCGACGGAUUCGGGCAACAUUUUUGAUGAUCCACUUAAUGCUCUUGGGGGGAACUGAACUGUUUUUGAUGAUCUGUAUUUGAUUUGUACAAUUGUGCAGUCAUUCUUUUGUCAUUUGAAAGGCAUGAGGUUUGAAGAUUCGGGAAUAACACUGUUGAUAGACUAUUUAUAUGAAUACUGUGGCUUAUUUUUGGAAAGGAAAUUUAAAGGAGCAGAUGAAAGUGAUUCUAAUCAACCUAACAGCAUUUCCAAAAUCAUCUCAGUAGCUGAUCAGAAUAUGUAAUACUUAUCAAGCAAUGUUUGUCUUAAUUUAAUAUACAUAAUAGCACUUUAUAAGCAUACUGUAUGCUUAGCCUUGAGGCCUGCAGAAAUUUACAGUAAAUGGUUUAUUUUCACGAUGCCCUUUGUCUGUCCAUUGGCUUUGCCAUGUUGAGAUUUGUGCCAUAUCAAGGUAAUGAGAUAUCAAUGUGUUACUUACUGCACUAGGUAUUUUGACAAUGUUUUUAUUAAUCUGAAAUUCAUCCAUUUCUUAACUUUGGCUGUGAUGUAAAGGAAAUUCAUUUUUAACUAAAGAAACAUUUUAUGCUA
Molecule: messenger RNA, 5032 nt
Organism: Lampris incognitus (smalleye Pacific opah)
Lineage: Eukaryota; Metazoa; Chordata; Actinopteri; Lampriformes; Lampridae
Gene: washc2c
Product: WASH complex subunit 2C
Exons: 31
Coding region: 120-4502 (1460 amino acids)
Biological process (GO): protein localization to endosome; retrograde transport, endosome to Golgi
Cellular component (GO): early endosome; WASH complex
Molecular function (GO): phosphatidylinositol phosphate binding; retromer complex binding
Source: RefSeq, a predicted model, not a curated record